AUGGUGGUGGUGGUGGUAAAACACAAGGCAGGUCUGAGCCGGUGCAGCAGGAAAACACCUUAUAACAACAGACGAGAAAACAGACCCGGGUCACCGCAACAACAAAAGAAAAGUCGUAAGAAGAAGCCAGGGGGAGGAGGGUGGUUGCUACCGCUUCCCCGACGCCUCAGCACACGAGCCCCCGGGGCCUCCCGGCAACUGCACCAGCCUCGGGAGGGCCCCUUCCCCCCCACCUCGGCCCCCUCCCCCCGGGCGCCACUGCAGCUGCACCGGUCCCCGGAGCCGCGUCCGUCCCGGGCGCCACUGCAGCUGCGGCGGCUCCCAAGCCCCCUCCCCCAGCCCGCCGCCCUCCGCACCCGAGAGGCGCCACCGCAGCUGCACCGGCCGGGAGCCCGCCCCGCGCCGCAGCUGCACCGGCCCGGGGGGGUGGGGGGUGGAGAGCGCGGCGCGGAGCCGGCGAGCCCGCACCCCGCCCCGACCCCGCAGCUGCAGCGGCCGCGUCCCCCGCGCCCGGGCCUCCCGCAGCUGCACCGCCCCCCACCGCCCCAACAGCUCCAACCACACAAACUAACUCCACUCGUGGGGCACCCCCGGCCCGCCCUCCGCCCGCACUGCCCCACCGGCUCGAGGCGGCACAACUGGCGUCCCCGGUCCACGAGAGGGCCGGGGCGCGGAGGGGGCGCCGGGUCAGGGGCCGGGAGCCGGAGCCGGGACUCACACGGAGCGGCCCUAAGUCACCGCGUCCCCGCCGCCGCCGCCGCGUCCUCCGCCUCCUCCGCGUCCUCCGCCUCCUGCUCCUGCCGGCCGCCGCCGCCGCCGGACUUGGAGGGCGCCUUCUCGGGGAGGUGGAGGGGGUGGCAGGCAAUCGUCGGACAGACAAGGGGGCCCUGCCAAUGGGAGAGGCGAGCCGGAGCUGCCGCUCUCAGGGCACAUGGGGACACAGAUGACUCGAGUCCGGCUCCCUCCGCUCGCUUCUGCUGCUUGUGACGACGCCCAGGUUCUCGUCUGCCCAAGCGCAGGAGAGCGGGACUCGGGAACGUUCGUGCUGCGUCUUGCGGUGUCCCGUUUCCAAGGUGCAUAUCGGGGCGGUAAGGACGCGACCAGCUCGGAGAGGCGCAGUUCCUGGGCGUUAUUCUCCCUACAUCGUGGUCUUAGAAACACAGCAAAGCGUCUCUAUUUCUCCCAUAAAGCCAGUACCGGACACUGUGCUUACAGUGUUAGAAGUAAAAACAUUCCCAACUUAGCAAAUUUUAGAGAAUUACAGUAAAAUUGAUACUUGCAGGUGCCUUAACCUGAUUCCUUAACUGUACUUAUCAAGUACACAUAAUCAAGUCAAAACUCUAAAUUACCAAGGGCAGAUGUAAGACGUGUUGCUUUUCCCUCCGUCAAAUAAACUCGUAUUUACUCGGGACCUGCCCUGCAACGAAAUGUGUUCAUCACUGCCAUGCCACAGAAAUGUAGAAAUUUCUGCCUUUAAAAAACCGGGAAUCUUGUUGAGGAGGCAAAAAUUACAAGUUAAAAAGUUGAAUAACAAGCAAAUAAAAAAAGAUUCAAGAAAAUAGAAAAGUACAAAACGAGGAAGUCAGUACCCUAUUAAUAGUCAAAUGCAAUGAGUUUAUUCUUUGCGAACUGAACCAGGGUUGGUAGGCCUGUUGCUAACCAAUUUGCCAAGAGACCUUUCAACUGCCCAAAAUGUGCUUUCACUUUGUUCCAGGUCAGAUGGUUAAAGUAAGUUGAAAGUAUUGUCUGGGCAAAUCAGACAUGUUGAAUUGCUAAUGAAGCAAAAACGGGAGCAUACAAAAUUCCUGGAACUGAAGUGCCAUUAGAAUAUCCUGUUAGAAAGAGUAGUGAUGUUCUCCACUCUGUCCUCAAACUUCUGUGCCCUCAUGAUUACACACUGACAUCAAGGCCUUCUUAUAAUAACUAGAGUUUUCUAUUCUGUGAAAUUUAUUGUUGUAUCUGUGUUUUUGAUGAAUUCUAGGUCUUUUCAGUCUGAUAGAAGGCCCAAAUUUCAGUCUGACUUGUUUAAAGUUAGGGAAAUUUAUAAAUAUUCUUGAUGGAUGAAAUAUACGGUAAAAUCCAAGAUGUUAAAAAGGAGUACCAUGUUACAUUAGCAACAGGAAAAAGAGAGGAAAGAGAAAUGUUUGCAUUCUCAAAGCUGUUUCUCCCCUACUAAAAUUUAAAAUAAUGAAAAUAACAGCUCUCUGGAUGACUAGACAAAGUAAUUGAUAGUGUCAGGAUAUUAAACAGUAAAUUUCAUGAGAAAAUUACAGUAUCAGAUUAUACACAAAAAGCUUAGAAAUUCAGCUCUAUGGCAUAUAGCUCAAAAUCACAACUCCAACAGAAGGUUUUAUGGACCUCACCUAGAAGUCAAGUAACAGCCCUAGAGUUGUGCAGGGAGAGACUUGGUGCAUCAAAAGGCAUGACCAUUGUUUUUCUCUUCUAACAAUCAUUCCUAGAAUCCUUUUUGAGAACUGAGUAGCGUGGCCAAGAAAUAUAGAGUAAGUGGAUAUUUAAGGAAGCAAGUAUGUUCCCCCUAAAUUAUGGCAAAAGUUUUAUAAAUUUAUGAAAAUACAUGAAACAUUCAUUCAUUGUCAGAAUCAAAAGUUUGAGGGGCAUUUAUUCUGUGCAAGGAAGGUACUCUGCUAGAGAUAUGGAAGACAUUAAAAAAGUAUAAGACAGGGUUUCCCCUUCCUGGAGUUUAAAUUUAGUUGCGAAAGAAAUAGGAUAAAUAUAUUUUAAAAAUCAAACAACAGAGAAACCAAACAACAUAUAGGAUAUAGACCUUAGAGCCAAAUUUCAUGUUCAACUGCUACAACCAUCUUAUCCCUAGUCCCUGAUACAAUUUUAUUCUCUGCUCUUAUAUUUCAAUUUUCUUUUUUACUCUCUGACCUCUAACUUUAUUUUAAACUGUCUUAUUAUAAACUUACUGUAGAAACGAUACUUUUAAUCCUUUUUGGAAAGCCGUCAGCAUACAAAUUAUAAAUAAAAUAAGACAGAUAUCAGAGAUGUCAUCAGAAUGAUUGCUAUACUUUAUUCAGUACCCACUGGAAUCGUGGAAGGUAAUGUCAGUUUCUAAAUGUCCCCCUCAAGUAAGCCUCUCAAAGUAGGGUCUGUUUACCACUAUACAACAGGCUAAGCAAAUCCCCAUGAUACAAAGCUACUUGACAAAGCAUUUCUUUAGAGCCAAUAAUCUACUUUCUUUUGUUUCUUCCACAGUAAGAAAAAAGUGCAAGAAGUACAGGCUCUAGGCUAAUGGGAAGGAAGAUAUACCACUGCUUUCCCUCUGGAGGAAUCCCAAUUCUAUUUAGUAUUCAAGUAAUCCACACUUUUCUGGGAGUCCUGAAAUUAAAAAAUAAUACAAAUGAA
This is a messenger RNA of Choloepus didactylus (southern two-toed sloth), 3369 nucleotides long. RefSeq names its product basic proline-rich protein-like. The coding region runs from base 1 to 987 and encodes 328 amino acids. NCBI's taxonomy places the organism in Eukaryota, Metazoa, Chordata, Mammalia, Pilosa, Megalonychidae. The record is from RefSeq and is a predicted model, not a curated record. The transcript has 4 exons.